Molecule: messenger RNA, 1257 nt
Organism: Penicillium verhagenii
Lineage: Eukaryota; Fungi; Ascomycota; Eurotiomycetes; Eurotiales; Aspergillaceae
Product: putative pyridine nucleotide-disulfide oxidoreductase AMID-like
Exons: 5
Coding region: 1-1257 (418 amino acids)
Cellular component (GO): cytoplasm
Molecular function (GO): flavin adenine dinucleotide binding; electron-transferring-flavoprotein dehydrogenase activity
Source: RefSeq, a predicted model, not a curated record
AUGCCUUCUAAUGAUGGCGUGCGGGCUGUUGCUCGGUCUUUUCGGGUGCUCGUCAUCGGUGGCUCCUAUGGUGGUCUUGCUGCUGCGUUGAACCUGAGUGACUUGGCGCGGGGUCGAGUAUGUCGCUUCGACUCCAACCCGGAUGCUAAGCCUCCUUCACACCGGAUCCCUCUCAAGAUUACUAUCGUGGAUGAGCGAGAUGGAUAUUUCCAUUUAAUUGGAUCGCCCAAGUCUCUUGCGUGUGAGAAAUUCGCCGCAGAGUCGUGGACCCGCUUUAAGGAUAUCCCGGCGCUGAAAUCCCCGGAUUUCAGGUUUAUCCAGGGCAGUGUCAGCAAGGUUGAUAGCGCAGCCAAGGUUGCUCACAUCGUGGAUUCAGAGACCAAGCAAAGUCGAACAGAAAAGUAUGAUUAUUUGAUCGCCGCAUCGGGUUUGCGCAGGAUCUUCCCCGUUGCGCCUCAGUCUCUGCAGAGGGAUGAGUUCCUGGCAGAGGCGAAGAAGCAUGUAGAGAAUGUACGCAAUGCUAGUCAGGGCAUUGUGGUUAUCGGUGGAGGUGCGGUCGGGAUCGAGAUGGCAGCCGAGUUGAAGAUCCUGUAUCCAGAGCAGAAAAUCACACUCAUUCAUUCCCGAGCUCGAUUGCUAUCGUCUGAGGACCUGCCCGACGACUUCGCCGAGCGCGCGCUCUCGAUUCUUCGGGAGGAGAAUGUAGACGUGAUUUUAGGACACCGCGUCAUUGAAACAACUGCCGUGGACUCGGGCGUGAAGCGCGUUUGGCGCUUGACUUUGGCAGAUGGCCAGCAACUUACGACUGGGCUUGUGCUGAGUGCCGUCUCACAACCGGUAGCUACAUCGACAUAUCUGGCGCCGGAAGCACUGAAUGAUAAGGGGCUAAUCAAGAUUCAUCCAUCCCUUCAAUUUUCAGGAGAUAUUCCUAAUGCAGAGCAUCAUCUCGCGGUCGGCGAUCUUGCAGCGUGGUCGGGUAUCAAGCGCUGUGGCGGCGCGAUGCACAUGGGCCAGUAUGCAGCCAACAACAUCCACCAGCACAUGUUGGCCGAAUGCACAGGCGAGAAACCUGCUUACAUGACCUUGAGCCCCUUCCCAAACGUAAUUGGAUUGGCUCUUGGCAAGAAGUGUGCAACCUACAGUGUAGAUGAAGGCACCAAAUAUGGAGAAGACCUCAUGGAUGUCAUGUUUGGGAAAGACAUGGCCAACAGUAUCUGUCGAAAUUAUAUGCGCCUCAACGACUCUCCACUGGCAUGA